Phycodurus eques (leafy seadragon) is the source of this 2118-nucleotide messenger RNA. RefSeq names its product transmembrane protein 51b (gene tmem51b). Lineage: Eukaryota; Metazoa; Chordata; Actinopteri; Syngnathiformes; Syngnathidae. The transcript has 3 exons. Bases 477 to 1319 code for a protein of 280 amino acids. The record is from RefSeq and is a predicted model, not a curated record.
GGAAGUCAACGGCUUUGUUCAAUUUACGAAGGCACAGGAGACUAAAUCACUUCUCGCUUUCGUUUCCUGUCGCCAUGAAAUGUUCAAUUCAGAAGAUGGCAAAAUGGGCUUAAAGGUGAAAGCCAUUAAUUGAAAGUCCUCCCUCCUUGCUGCUGUACGUUAUGUAGCAUGGAAGCUAGUCUAAAGGACACCGAAGUUGUGCUAAUGUAAAGUUGGCUCACUAUUCGGCAGAAACCGCAGGACACUAUGUGGCAGGGGUUAAUGAUUGAUACUACAUGUCGACGUGAAGAGACCGUGAAUGUGUCAUAUCACGUUUUGAUUUAUUUUAUUUGUUUUACAAUGCGCAAACAUUAUCACGUUCGACUGUGUCGUUGCGAGAUUGCUGAAAGAAGUCCAUCGAGAGAUUUGCUGAUGGUGGUGGCACAAUUGAGUCCGAACAUGUACACUUACAACAACAUACAGCGCAUCCUGCACGGAUGUGUUCCAGUCGGGGUAUUUGCGGCAGCGGCGAGCGACCCGCCAACCGGUCUUCCCGCUCCGAGAGCACCGGUUCGGGAGCUCACUAUGCCCUGUGCGCCCUGGGAGUGGGCCUCAUUGCGCUGGGCGUGGUCAUGAUCGUGUGGACGGUGAUACCCGUCGACGGGGAGGCGUCGGGCGGCUCCGCCAACUCCACCGUAAAUGGAGGCGAUGAUGACGACGACGGCAAAGAAGGGGAGCUCUCCAAGUCGUCAUCGGUCGCCAUGGUGCUGGUGGGCGUCGGCCUCGCCAUGCUGCUGCUGUCCGUUUGUCUUGGCGUUCGGAGCAAGCGGAGAGCGAAUAACAGCAGCGAGCAAACUACUGCGCCAGCUUUCAUGGACCACGUGGCCGGCGAGCAGGAAGAAGUUCCAGAUCCGGCCGCAUUCAACGUUCCGAGCUACGAGGAGGUGGUCGGCAGCAGCGACUACCCCGUGCGUCAGAGCAACCUCCGCCAGAGCAACACCCACCUGCCGUCCUACGAGGACAUCAUCGCGGCCGUGGAGAACGAGGGCAGGGACCAGCCCGCCGAGGACUCCCCUCUCAACGACGCCGCGCCGCCCCCGCAGCCGCCCGCCGCCGCCGAGCACCAGGCCGACGCCGCCCGUCAGCCCAGCCUGCCGGCACGCGGCGCCAGCCGAGCCAGCCGCCUGCUGCGCCCCUUGCGGGUGAGGCGGAUCAAGUCGGACAAGCUGCACCUGAAGGACUUCCGCAUCCAAAUCCGCAGCCCCACGCACAACCCCGUGACCAUCGAGCCCAUCACGCCGCCGCCGCAGUAUGACAACAGGCCGCCGGAACUGGGCUGAAUGCAAUUAUCUCUGGACUGAUAAGACUCCUGAGGAAUCCAGUUUUUCCAAUGUUGGUACUAAAAAAAGUAGGUUAGAUGUUGCUGGGAGCGGCCAAGGAAACCAGUCACGAGACCAUCUCCUCGGCAAGGAACUUUGUCAGAUGUGUUCCGUUACCACGCAUUUCUGGUCCUGUGUGAGUUACAUCAAAACCACCUAAAUUUAAGUACAACAUGUAACAUUUAUUAUGAGGAUACAAGUGUAGUGUUUCAAGGGCAAAAAAAAAAAAGGGAAUUAAGUAUAUUAACGACGAGUGUCACGUAUACAAGCUUUUCAUAAUGUUGUCUUAAUGAAGAAGAUGCACUGUGAAUGAGGAAUUAUUUGUGAAUGUGCUUUUAAAUGUCUUUAAGUGGCUCAAGUUGAACAUUUUCAAGCCGAAUGUCCUCUUGAGGGUGUGUCGCAAUACUGGAACAUUAAAUAAGAAUAUGUGGAAUAUUAGCUGUGGUCCUGUCAUUAGGUAAUGGUUUGCGUUCUUUAAGGCAUUUUGUGUUGUUAAAAAAAAAUCAUCUUUCAGUUGCAUUCUGCUUUUAAUUAGACAAUUUAAAGCAGCUACUUCGAUGCAACGUUACUGAUGCCUUGUGUGAUUUUGGUUUUUUUUACCCACGCUGGAAUCGGUGCUCUUUUUAGGUUGACCUCAUUAAUUUAUUCCUUUAAUCUGGACUACUGUCAAAAGGAAUGGCAAAUUAGAGACGCUGCAAGUGUAUUUAUGUUCCGAAAUAUUGUCUUUUAUGGUCUCAUAAUAAAAUGUACAGUAUCUGUA